GAAAACACACAAAUCACUUGUACAGUCGCAAGGUUCUUUCUUAUCGAAGUUAAGUCGAAGUUUUGCGAAAGUUAACGAAUAAUGUAGCGACGCGGUCAAUAUAGCACAUUUUGCUUUUAAACCACGGUCGUCCAAUAUUUUUUAAGCGGACUUAUGUAAUUUUCUCUUGUGAGAAAGUAAAGAAAAGAAGAGGACAAGUCACUAUUGUUUCGAGCUGGAUCGCCUAACGGUUCCCAGAUUUCCUGUUCCUGCGUGGAAGAAUUACCGAGGGCCGCUAACGAGAGAUUGAGAGGCAGUGACGCAAAACAAACAAUAUACGAAAGCAGCUGUGUGGAGUGACGCUCAGGACUCUGCAGCUCUGACACUCAUGGGUUUACCAGCCCCUGUCAACAUUCAGCAGAGGGACAGUCGCAGACUUGACCACUUUGGGUGACUUUUAUUCCGUCCACCUCUUCUCGCCCUACUCAAUUUCGACAUUUUUUUUUUUUUUUUUUUUUUUUUUUUUUGCUUUCUUUUGUUGACUCUUGUUUUUAAACGCAACCAUUUUUUCGGGAACAAAACUGGGAUUGUCCCUCAUAUUAUGCACUUCCAUGGAUACCAGUGGCUCAGUGGUUAGCAUGCGAGCUGAGGACCAGUCCUAUCAUGUCCGCUACAGGAUGGAGGUGUCCUGUCUGGAGCUAGCUUUGGAGGGUGAGCGGCUCUGUAAGGUGGGUGACUACAGAGCGGGCGUCUCCUUCUUUGAAACUGCCAUCCAGGUGGGCACAGAGGACUUGCAGGUACUCAGUGCCAUCUACAGCCAGUUGGGUAAUGCCUACUUCCACCUGCAUGACUACGCCAAAGCCUUGGAGUUCCAUCGACAUGACCUCACCUUAACCAGGACAAUUGGUGACCUGCUUGGAGAAGCCAAAGCAAGUGGAAACCUCGGUAACACAUUAAAGGUCCUGGGGAGGUUUGACGAGGCCGUGGUUUGCUGUCAGAGGCACUUGGACAUAGCCAGGGACAUUAAUGACAAGGUGGGGGAGGCACGGGCUCUCUACAACUUUGGUAAUGUGUACCACGCUCAAGGCAAAAGCAUCUGUUGGAGCGGGGCUGAGCCUGGAGAUUUCCCUGAAGAUGUCAUGAUGGCACUGAGGAAGGCAGCAGAGUAUUAUGAGGAAAACUUGGCGAUAGUUAAGGAGCUUGGAGACCGAGCUGCCCAGGGUCGAACGUAUGGAAACCUUGGAAACACGUAUUACUUGUUGGGAAACUUUCGCAAAGCUGUGGCUUCUCAUGAGCAGCGUUUGCGUAUAGCUAAGGAGUUCGGUGACCGCUCGGCGGAGAGACGGGCUUACUGCAACCUGGGGAACGCUUAUAUCUUUCUGGGGGAGUUUGGAGUGGCAGCUGAACACUAUAAGAAAACACUGCAGCUAGCGAGGAUGUUGAAGGACCGAGCUGUGGAGGCACAGGCCUGCUACAGUCUAGGUAACACCUACACACUCCUGCAAGACUACGAGAGAGCCAUAGACUAUCACCUCAAACACCUCAUCAUCGCUCAGGACCUCAACGACAGGAUUGGGGAGGGACGUGCUUGCUGGAGUCUUGGAAAUGCUCACACAGCUCUGGGCAACCAUGACCAAGCAAUGCACUUUGCUGAGAAACACCUGGAGAUCUGCAGAGAGACUGGAGACAGGAGUGGGGAGCUGACAGCUCGUAUGAAUGUAUCUGAUCUCCAGACGGUUCUGGGUCUGAGCUAUACCACAAAUAACUCCACCCUGUCAGAGAAUAAAGAUAUAGACUACAACCUGCAUGGAGCCAGGCCCAGGAUGAGCAGACGACACAGCAUGGAGAACCUGGAGCUGAUGAAACUCACUCCAGACAAGAUGAAUGGUCAGAAGUGGAACAGUGACAUCCUGACCAAACAGUCCAAGCCCUCGCUGGCUAAGAGCUCCUCCAAGCUGUUCUUUGUCAACCGACUGCGUGGGAAGAAGUACAAGACUGGUAGCUCCAGUAAGGUUCUCCAGGACACCAGCAACACCCUGGAUACGAGCCAGACUCUGGCACAAGGACCACAAAAACGCCUCAGUCCCGACAUGCUCGGAGACGAGGGCUUCUUUGACCUCCUGAGCCGUUUCCAGAGCAACCGUAUGGACGACCAGCGAUGUUCAAUACAAGACAGAGGCAGCAGGCUGUCGUUAAACAGCGGCCCAGAGUCGCCUCCCAGAGCCAUCAGGAAAUGUGGGUCCUCACAGUCCACCAACGCACACCAUGAAGCCUCACAGUCACACAUUUUCAUUUUUGUUUUAACUGUUGAUUUUUCUCUAAACGUAAUAGCUUUGUCAGAGUCCGCCAACGUCUCGGGCGCCCAGGGGAAGCGGUUAGAGGAGUCGGCAGCAGGGGGAAGCCUCCCCGGCCUCAGGCUCAAUCAGAACAGCAGCCAGGCCGUGCUCAGCCACCUGAUGGCCAACGCCGACAACGCUGAGCCUGACGACGACUUCUUCGAUAUGCUCGUCAAGUGCCAGGGGUCGCGUUUGGACGACCAGCGCUGUGCCCCUCCCCCGCCUCCCGUGCGAGGGCCCACCGUACCCGAUGAGGAUUUCUUCAGCCUCAUCAUGCGCUCUCAGGCCAAACGGAUGGAUGAGCAACGCGUCACCCUGCCCUCUACAGCGAGCGCUUCCAGGCCCAGCUCCAACUGAGUGGAUCAACAACGGGACAGUUUAUUCUUUUAACUUGAUGAAGGUGUGGACACUUGGGAUAAAACCCUUUCUUUUCUUGUCCUUUUGGACAGAACAAAGCACUAACAGCACUGUAUGUAGUACACAGGAACAAUCUCAAGUUAACAAGGACUUCUUAUACACAACUUGCACGCCAACAAACUAACAGUAGCAUCAGGGACAAAAGUGUUUGUUUUUUUUAAUCCUUGUUUUUAAUGAUUCUGUACAGCUGCUGCACAUUUCAUUUCACCAUUUGUGUAUUUUUGAAUGCACAACUGCAGUUGUGUUUGUAUUUAUUGUACUUUUUGUAAUUGUUGUGAACCUGUUAACUGCCGUCCCACCACUAUUAAGUAAUGUGUUUGUUCUCACAGUGGUGCAUGAGUCAGUGUGAACACAGAGGUACAGCACUCGUUCCAUGUAUUUCAUUUAUAUGUGAGGUUUUAGGUGUCGACGUUUGACAAAGGAAAAUAAAAAAAGCUAUUUUAAGGGACAAAAGAAUGAAUUUAACCCCUGUACAGUCGUUUGCUCUUUUGUAUUAAAUGUUUUGAGUAAGCCCCGAGGAAUAAAACUUCAUUCAUGUA
Mugil cephalus (flathead mullet) is the source of this 3271-nucleotide messenger RNA. It is a transcript of the gene gpsm2, whose product is annotated as G protein signaling modulator 2. Gene Ontology annotation, molecular function: protein binding; GTPase regulator activity. The record is from RefSeq and is a predicted model, not a curated record. The transcript is spliced from 15 exons. Lineage: Eukaryota; Metazoa; Chordata; Actinopteri; Mugiliformes; Mugilidae. The coding region runs from base 591 to 2672 and encodes 693 amino acids.